CUGCGCAACUAGUUUGCAUUUUAUCGAGGAGACUUACCACGGAUAUUGAUCCCCAGACUAAGCUGAACCUCCAAGAAUGGAAAUCGCUAUAAUAUCAAGUCCAGCUUAUGGAUCCGGCCCCCAAUGGCCUGGCAAUUCUUAAGAGCCUCGUUGCUCUUCGAGCAAAAUUUUCUUCCUCCGUCGAUGUGUUCUGAUUUCCGAAGGAAACGAGUUCUCCUCAGUUCUGAAAAUGACCUGCCUAAGCCCCGAUGACCAUGGCUGCGACAUCAAAGACCACCUACUUCAUUUUUUAGGAUGUAUCAAGAUAAAGGAUCGGGAGGAUUUUUUCGAACCCGACCACGGUAUAUGGAAACAAGAAUUAGAGCACCAGAAGGAGCAUCUUGGUCUCGAUGACGAGCAGGCCCAUGAGGUCACUAGGAGGAAGAGGGAAUCGUGGAAAGAUGACUGCGAUGGCGAAUUGAGACGCAUUAAUUUCCUUCGAAAAACUUUGAGGGCCGAUAAAAAAGACAAGCACUUGGUUAAGGAAGUAAAUAGCAGUCGGGAACGUUGGCAAAAGAAAAAGGGUAAAAAUGUCACUGACUCAACGACUGAUGGAGCCGAGGAAGUCGAUGAAUAUGAACCGGAGAAGGACAUCAGUGCGCCUAUCAUACUCUUUGAGAAUGGACGGGGCGCGGAUGUGCCUAUUGAUGAUAAGAAGUCGAAGGACGGCCGUCGUGUCGUGUGGAACAAGUUCCCUAACCAGAAAACAGCUUUAAGCGACUUGCUUCGACACGAGAAGAACUUCUUACACAAUGAGAAUUUCUCGUCUGAUCGGUUGGGGUAUUUUCAUGUCCCUUCAAACAAUAUGAUCUGGGCUGAGCAUGCAAUUAGUAGGUACUUUGGUGAAGAGAGGCCGGACUACCACGCAACUCAACGUGAGUUGAACCGAAAAAAGAAGACUAGAGCUUAUAUGGUUCUUCGGGAUCAGUACUGGAAGAGUCAGCUGCAUGGAGGCCAACAGCAUAUUCCACCACAUGCAAGACAUUUGAGGCCUCUCUGCGAAACGGUUUCAUCAGAUCCAGAUAAUGCAGACUAUUUCCCAAGAAACAUGGUCCUUUUUAUGCCGUAUCUCCACUGGGAUAUUUCGAGAAGAAGCGAACAGUUUGCGAUGGAAAUCGCCGAUAUAAUGGAGGAUGCUAAAGACUCCCCAAAGCAUGAUGGAGAACGAAAGAGGGAACUACGAAGAGAGAGAAACGAUGACUCUGAGACAUCAUCAUCUAUGGGGGAAGCAGCUCCGGAUGGCAAGUCACCUAAGCCAACCAUCAUUCAAACCCUUAAACAGAAGUUUGGACUUGGUGCGGAGCAACCAACUCCUGCUGAUAACUGCUUCGCAUUUCCAGAGCCUGGGAAGCACAGGAGGACGAAGGCGAGAAUUUAUACAAUGGGAAGACUUCUGAAAGAGUUGAAAUUAAUCGAGAGCCGACUCCCAGUCGAUGGGAAUGGUCGCGUUCGGGUUAGGAACGCCCUCGGUCAGUAUCUUCUCGACGCCGCAAGACUUUACGAAGGAAUGUCAAAUUACCGUGAUAAGAAGCUCCUACGCAAGUAUCUCUGCGCGGACCCUCCAUUACAUCCUCGUCGAACGCUUGACCAGGCUUACCACUGGACUCUCAACUCAACUUGGCAUCGGGAUCGGGAUCAGGUUGUAUACCGUCACACAACGACUAAACCCGAGGAUUUCCAUAAAUACAACCACAACAAACGGGUAUGGGAGGACCAUGAAGAAUUUGGUAUCAAAGGUCAAUGUGAGGAGUGUAAGAUGAACAUCAAGAAGCUGUCUCGGGUCGUCAUGGUCGAUCAAUUGUGGAUGUGGAUCCUUGAUGCGAAGACAAUCAUCACUUGUUUCCCGAAACGUUAUGGAGCCAACAAGCAAGACACAUCAGCUAUCCACAAGUCAAUCAGGGUUCACCUCCAAGAUAAUAGCGGCGAUCAAAUCCGAACAGUCUUUGACUUGGCCCUUGUUAUUAUUGACGAGUGCUCCAAUACGUUCUUCGAUAGAACCAAGACUGGGGAUCGCCAACCGCUGGUCCUCGAUGCGUUCUCAAAAGCUAUUGGUAACAUUAUGCAGAAACAGACUGCUGCUUUCGAGAGGCUAUGGCGCUGGACCGACGAAGCUAGUGAAAUUUACAGGUCCAAUACAAAUGGCGACACUUCCGGACUCCACGUCCCGCUCCUUGAUAUCAAUCCCGAAGGACAACUGGAACGCGAAAUCAAGGAUAUCAUAGAGGAGUUGGACAUUAUGAUACACAUCACGAAUAUACACAAGAAGAUCCUCACGGCGUUCAUUGCCAAUGCUGAGAACAUACUUGAUCCAUUCGGGGACUUCGCCAAGAACAAGAAACGCCAGAUGAUAAGCAGAUACCUGUGGGACAAGUCGGAGAAGAAACCAGAUGAUCUAGCAGCUCUUCGGGAGGCAAUCAACCGAAAUGACUGCAAUGAUCCUAAACUCAAGAAAAUGCAGGACGAUUACCAUUGGUUCAAGCUCAAUGCCGACGAGCGGUUGGUGAAUGUCGAGAAGAGAAUCGAGGAGCUCAAAGACUUGCGCAGGAGCGCCAAGAACACUGCUGACGAUGUCAAAGACUUAUUGGGGUUGAAACAGCAGCAAGCCGGUGUCGUCCAGGCAUGGCAAGCUGUCAAACAAUCCGAAGAGACCAUCAAGCAGGGUCGCUCGAUUAUGAUGUUUACGCUUGUUACGAUAGUCUUCCUUCCCCUUUCGUUCAUGUCGAGCAUCUUCGGAAUGAACAAUAGCGCGAUAACUAGCGAUACGUCAAUCCAGUUGGAGUUCGUGUACAUGUUUUCUAUUUCCGCCGGCGUCAUCUUCAUCAGCCUAUUCCUCGCCUUCGGCAGUUGGAUCCGCGCCGGCGUAUUCUACAUCUUCAAGUGGCUUAUGACCUGGCUCCUGGUCAACUCCGGCAUAUAUAGAGUCUGGCUCGACAUCAACUGGCCGAGCAAGCGCCUCCAUACCGAAGCGAACGAAUACUCCGACCGCCUUAAGAAGAACGCGAAGAUCGCCAACCUGGAGCGCCGGCGCAAGAGGCGAGAACGGGACGAGGAGAGGGCUCAGCGAAACGACAAGAACAAGAGCAAGAAUAGCCUCCUUCAAUUUCUGCAGGACCCUUCGUCUUAUGAAGAUAAUGCUAAGGCCAAUGCUAAUGGAAACUCAACGUCGGUGAGGAACGAACGCGAUUUAUUAUCCAUGUCACAACUACGGAAGUUCACGAGCGGGGCGCGGGGUGAAAAGAAAAAUGAUCUUGAAUCGGGGGAGAUUUGAUUCAAACCAGGAGCCAUGCAUAAACUCAAUAUUAAUCCCAUUAUCAAUCUGCC
Molecule: messenger RNA, 3360 nt
Organism: Annulohypoxylon truncatum
Lineage: Eukaryota; Fungi; Ascomycota; Sordariomycetes; Xylariales; Hypoxylaceae
Exons: 10
Coding region: 230-3307 (1025 amino acids)
Biological process (GO): metal ion transport; transmembrane transport
Cellular component (GO): membrane
Molecular function (GO): metal ion transmembrane transporter activity
Source: RefSeq, a predicted model, not a curated record